AUGGUUGACAACGAAGAGAAAAUUCAAAGCUAUCAAGAUCUAAAAAAACUCAGUAUCAGAGACACUGAAAUUAGUUCUCAAAAUGUAAAACAAUUCAAUAAUCAUUAUUAUCAAUAUGUUAAAACCAACAUGUCAUCAACUCAAGCAGUUGACUAUUGUGGUAAACAAAAAUACAAUAGUUUGAUUGGAUAUUUAGUAACAAUUACCACCUUGGAGGAAAACAAUUUUGUAAAAAGUAACUAUCCAACAUACUUUAAUGAUCAACAAAGUGUUUGGAUAUCUGGUAGUGCUGAGACUGAAAGAGGUAUCUACAGAUUCAAUAGUGGUCCUGAAAAAGGUGAAUUAAUGUAUAACGUUUACACAGAUCAAUCAUUUUACUUUACAGAUUGGUCAGUUUAUGAACCAAAUAUCAUUCCUAAUCUAAAUGAAAUAUUCGUUGUACAUGCUACCUACGAUAGUUUGUUUUGGAACAAUGUAGAUACUACUCUCAGUGGUGUACUUGGUUAUGUGGUUUGUGAGUAUGGAGGAAUGGAACUACCUUUCAUCCCAACAGUAAGGACUGUUGGUAAUCAACGUGUAAAUAUUACAAACAUUCUCAAUUGGAACUUGGUGGCUGGAGUCAACACCGAUAUUGUUAUCAAUUUUAAGAGUUCAACUUUAAACAGUCAAUUUAAUAUUACCAAUUUUAGAGUAGUAUCGAAUAGCAGUAUAGAAAUACUGAUUCCUCCUGGAACUGGAGCAUAUGUUGUCACACUAUCAAAGAAUACCUUGAGCUAUCAAAUCAACUUCCGAUACCAAGCACCAUAUAUAUCUGUUGUAUAUCCAGUUUUAGCAGCCAAUGGACUGUUCACGCUAUCUGGUGAUAAUUUUGGAACCAAUAUUGCACUAGUCACCAACAUCCAAGUUUCAAAUGUUAGUGUAGCUUGUACCAACCCUAAAUUUUUACAACCAUCCAUUAUAACAUGUACUAUAGCAAGUACAUUUUCUGCCAGUAAACCACUUUAUCCUAUUAGAAUCACAAUUGAUAAUUUAACUCAGAAAUCUGUUAAAACUGUUAUAUCUCAAAACAAAAGGUAUUUCAGUUGUUGGCAAGCAAGUGGAGACUAUCCUACCACUGUUGCUUAUGCUUCAAAUCAAUUGGUUGAGGGUCUAAAUGGAUAUUUAGGAUUUAUUGAUACUCAAGCAACUCUUAAUCUACUGCAACUUAUGUGCACUGGAAAUAAAUGGUUAGGACCAGUUUAUUGGACAUCAUUGUACUAUGAUUUAACAAACAAAAGAUAUUCAACAUACCAAGGACCAUAUAAAAACUCUGGAGUUAAUGUCUUUCCCACUCCUACACCAAACCCAACAACAUCACCCAAUUAUUUCUAUUUCGAUUUUAGAUCGACUGUGAAUCAAUAUUUUUCAUGGCAAGCAUCCGAGAGACUUGGUGCAAUAACUGAAUUUAUGGUGGAUGUUCCAACUUUUGAUACAAACCAAACCAAUUGGAUAUCAACUACUGGUGGUAAUGUUACUUUUCCAAUCAGUGGAGGUGGAACAAUGUUGGGAUAUUCCUAUCACUUUAUAUAUCGUGGAAAAGAUGUCAUUGUAAACAGAGAUUUCUUUGCACCGGGAGUGCCUUUUACUUUUGACCCUGGUUAUGGUGGACCUUAUGAUAUCCAAUUCUAUUCUCUGUCUGGAACCACAAUGAAGUUUACACCGGCAAACACACAAUCCGUUCAAUAUCUACCACCAUCUAUUAAACAAAUGAAUACGGUUCCAUCAAAAGGAGGUGUUCUGACCAUAACCGGAAAUGACUUUUAUACAAACUCUAGUUUGGUGAGUGUUAAAGUUGGUACACAAACAUGUCAGGAUGUUAAAAUUACAACACCUCACACUGUAAUCACUUGUAGCUUGGCACCUGGUUGUGGAAGGCUGAAUGCAGUCAUUGUGGCACUUGACAAACAACCAUCGAAAUCAGUUAAUAUGAAAUAUGCUGAUCCAACCAUUCAACAAAUAUCACAGAUAGGCGCAUCCGACAGCUGGUUGACAAUCACCGGUAAUAAUCUUCCAGACAUUUCAUUCCUUUCAAUCAAACUUGGAAGUAUUGUUUGUAGUAAUCUGACUGCAAUCUCACCUUUUACCCAGGUAAAGUGCUUUGUAACUAUACCAUCUGGAACCCUAACAGUUUCACAAACUCUCUCACUCCUCCAAUGUGGAAAUACAUUUAAUUCUACAUUCAAUUUCCAGAAACCACUUAUCAAAGAAGCAACACCUGGAAAUGUGAAUCAAACUACACCAAUAACAAUAUUUGGUAAUUAUUUUGGUGAUAGGAAUUUGACUGUUACAAUCGGUGGUGAGAGAUGUUUUAAUGCUACUACCAACAUCGACAAAACACAGAUUAUAUGUUACUUUAACGGUAGUACUCCACAAAAUGGAACUCAGACAAUGGAUGUAACUGUAACUGUUUCCGAUGGAAUAACAGGAUCGAAUCAAGUGUUCUAUUACAACUCCAUUGAGAAAUGUCCAUCGAUUAACAAUCUAGAGUGUUCAGGCAAUGGUAUUUGUAGUCAAGGAACUUGUUAUUGUAAGAGUGGCUGGACAUUUGCCAACUGCUCGCAACCAACCGGUGGCAAUGGUGGCACUCCCGAAACGAACAACAAUGGAACUACAAUCAAUCCUUCGCUAGUAGACUUUGUCACAUCGAUUAGCCAUCUUCGAGAGCUGAAUGAAAUUGGUUCGCCUGUGAAAACACUGUCUCUUGCCAACAACAUCCAAUGGCAGAAUCAAAGCAAUCAGAUAAUCGGUAGCUUCGCCAAUGAAACCGUACAACUCGGGUUGAGUAUCAACUAUUAUCCCGAUGGCAAAACUAUUAUUUUCGCCGGUGAAACCAUUGUAAUUCCACCAAACUCCAUAAAGUUUGAGAUCGAUCUUGCCAAUUGGACGUUUGCAUCGGCAUUGAAUACUCUCGAGGUUAUCAUGCUCAGCAAGACUGCCCUCACGAGCGAAAUAGAUUGUCAGCCAAUAGAUACUACCGGUCAGCUCACUGGCAAUGCCUAUUAUAUUACCUCGGGUAAAUCGGUGCUAAAAGUUAGCUUCGCCAGUCAUUUGUUUGUAGACGAUCGUGUAAGCUUGGCUAACUAUCAGCAACUGCCAGACGACGAUCCAAUCGUUGUGCAAUCUAGACAACAGCCAUCGAAUGCCGAUCAAUUCCUCUACUAUCUAGCUAUUGGUGUGCCUACAUUCUCCGAAACCUGCAAGAUCGAUCCUAGUAUGCAGUCUUUGGUGUUACCAAGCAGUGAGAAUCCGGCAGACUGCACUCCGGCCUCCAAUAAACUCGAGCGAUGGAAGAUCAUAGCUAUCAGCGUAGUAUGCAGUGUUGUUGGUGUUGCAAUAAUUACCGCGUUGGCAGUUACAUUCCACAAGAAGAUUCAAUGGAAUAAAGAUAAUCGUAAAUUAUCAAACAGAUUAUCUGUUAUGAAUACAAGUGAAGAUAAAUAA
Molecule: messenger RNA, 3480 nt
Organism: Heterostelium album PN500
Lineage: Eukaryota; Evosea; Eumycetozoa; Acytosteliales; Acytosteliaceae
Product: EGF-like domain-containing protein
Exons: 7
Coding region: 1-3480 (1159 amino acids)
Biological process (GO): sexual reproduction
Source: RefSeq, a predicted model, not a curated record